AGUCUCGCGCAGACGCCCGCAGGCUCGGAGCGACUGUCAGGGCAGCCCGGCGUGCGGAGGCGGCUUGAGGAGGCGGGAAGGCGGCAGUGGUUGAAGGGGCAAGAGCCGAGUUGCGGAGAGAGGCCCGAGAGAGUGGGCAGCCAUGGUGAUGGCAGCAAAAAAGGGGCCAGGCCCGGGUGGCGGUGGCGCCGCGGGGAAGGCGGACGCGGAGGCGGCCUCGGAGGUGUGGUGUCGCCGGGUGCGAGAGCUGGGCGGCUGCAGCCAGGCCGGGAACCGCCACUGCUUCGAGUGCGCCCAGCGCGGGGUCACCUACGUGGAUAUCACCGUGGGCAGCUUCGUCUGCACCACCUGCUCCGGCCUCCUGAGAGGCCUGAACCCUCCUCAUCGAGUCAAGUCCAUCUCCAUGACAACUUUCACUGAGCCUGAAGUAGUAUUCCUGCAGUCCCGUGGAAAUGAGGUUUGCAGGAAGAUUUGGUUGGGUCUUUUUGAUGCUCGGACCUCUUUAAUACCAGAUUCCAGGGAUCCUCAGAAGGUGAAAGAGUUCCUCCAGGAAAAAUAUGAGAAGAAGAGAUGGUAUGUCCCCCCAGACCAAGUCAAGGGGCCCACUUAUACCAAAGGCAGUGCCUCCACUCCUAUCCAGGGCUCCAUCCCAGAUGGGAAGCCCCUGCGGACACUUCUGGGUGAUCCUGUGCCAUCUCUCUCAGCUGCCGCCUCCACCUCUAGCCAGCCUCUCAGUCAGUCUCAGGCACGGACAUCCCAGCCCCGGAGCUCUCAGCCACCUGCCCACACCUCAGUCAAGAAAGCCAGCACAGACCUGCUGGCUGACAUCGGUGGAGACCCCUUUGCUGCUCCCCAGGUGGCACCAACUUUUGCUGCAUUCCCAGCCUUUGGGGGCCAGACACCUUCCCAUGGGGGCUUCGCCAACUUUGAUGCCUUUGGCAGUAGCCCCAGCUCUUCUGCGUUUGGAAGCAUUCCUCCAGCUGGCCAAGCCCCGUUCCAGGCCCAGCCAACACCCCCAGCCAGUCGGAUGCUAACUGGAAGUUACAGCUUCGGGAGCAGCCAGGUGACUCCAUUUGGUGCCUCUCCUCUUGCACCUGCCAGUCAGCCAAACAGCCUUGCAGAUAUGGGCAGCCUCCUGGGACCUGGGGCAUCAACUGGAGGGAUCCCUAGCAGCAUCUUCGGGAUGACCAGCCAGGUCCCCAUGCUCCAGUCUGCUGCUACUGGUGGAGGCAGCAACACAGGGCUUGCCUUUGGAGCCUUCACCAACCCGUUCACCGCGCCUGCAGCUCACCCGCAACUGCCUUCCACCAACCCCUUUCAGACCAAUGGUUUGGCCACAGGGCCUGGUUUUGGGAUGAGCAGUGCUGGGCCUGGCUUCCCCCAGACAGUGCCACCCCCCGGGGCAUUUGCCAGCACUUUCCCGCAACCGCUGUUCCCCCCACAGACUUCCAUGACUCUGCAGCAGAAUGGCUCUUCCUUCAAUGACUUAGGAUCAGCUAAGCUGGGUCAGAGGCCACUGAGCCAGCCGGUUGGGAUCUCCACCAACCCCUUCAUGACUGGACCCUCAUCAAGCCCAUUUGCUUCCAAGCCUCCUACCAACCCCUUCUUGUAGCACUGUGUCCUGGGGGGCCUCUUCCCUGCUCUCUGGGGCCCCUCUACCCCCUGGAGCUCUGGCGACCACUUGCCUGUGGCAUUUCUGUGGAUCUGAGACCAGAAUGGGCUUUAUUUUGCAGGGAGGGAUCUUGGGGAUGGUGAGGUGCUAAUGCUUUGCUUGGGGCUUGCAGAUAAAAGGGCAGCUUUGUGGGUCCGCUACCCCCCAAGGCUCCCUCUCUUCUUCCCUCCAGCCCCCACCCAGGCAGAAGUCCCAGGAGAAGGCAGGACCUGGCUAGACAAGCAAUGGUGUUUUAAUUCUCACAUUAUGAUGACAUAGUCCUCUUCCUCUCCUGGGUGGAGGAAGCUGUGUAUACAGGUUGACCUGAGCUGCCCUGUGGGAACAGCUCUUCCCAUGCCCAGCUUCCCAGCCCUGUUCACCUCGGGCAGAAGUGCAGUGCGAAAAGUAGGGUAAAGGUGAAGAUGAGACGUGUUAGCGAGAGACAAUGAUCAGACAGGCCAGAGGCCCUUGGUGCCCUGGCUCAAGCUGGGCACCCUUGCUCCCCACCCUCACCAAGCAAGGAGGCUUCCACAGUUUUGCUUCCCAGCUCCCUCCUUCAUCCUGGGCCCUCAGGAUGGAUCGUUACCUGCAUACUUUCACACACCCAACUCCCAUCAAGCACUUUAGUUAGCUGUGGUGUCAUGUUUGGAUACCAGUGUUUUAUAUUUAUACAUAGAGAGUUUUCUAAUAUAGCCUAUUAUAUAUAUAUAUAUAUACACACACACAUACACACACACACACUCACAUACAUAGAGAUAUAUUACUCAGCCGCCAUUCUUUCCAGACAGCUCUUUUACAUGGGGAGCCGGAUGAAUCCCCAUCUGUGCCUCGACCAGCAAAGCCGAGCUCCAGGGGGUGGGGGAGGGCAGCACAUAUCCUGUGCAGCCACAUGUCCCCAGCACCCCAGAGCCCAGGCUUUUCCAGGGAAAGGUUUUGUGCAAUUGGCUGUUUUUUUUUUUUCUUUUUUUCCACGUGCCUCCGCUGCCCCUGAAUCUCUGCACCAAAGCUGUUGCUGGCAAUGUUGGAAAAGAACUGCAUUUGAAAGAAAAAGAAAAUGGCUCUCCUGGUUUUGCUUUGGGCCAGCUUGGGGGGCCUCCUGUCACGCCACAUGACUGAUCCUGGGUGGCCUGAGCCCAGAUGAUGCCUCCUCCUUUGGCCAAACACAGAACUCACUGCCAGAAGGCCAGUCCCUGUGUGAACUGGAGUCAUGCAUUAUCAUGGCAGA
This is a messenger RNA of Talpa occidentalis (Iberian mole), 2876 nucleotides long. RefSeq names its product ArfGAP with FG repeats 2 (gene AGFG2). The record is from RefSeq and is a predicted model, not a curated record. NCBI's taxonomy places the organism in Eukaryota, Metazoa, Chordata, Mammalia, Eulipotyphla, Talpidae. Bases 143 to 1612 code for a protein of 489 amino acids. The transcript is spliced from 13 exons. Gene Ontology annotation, molecular function: GTPase activator activity.